AUGCGUGGAAGAGGCAGAAAAAACCAGCAACCGAUGGGGAAAGCACCACAACAACUAGCCGUCGAUCACGGGAGUAACGCGGGCGAUCGUAUAACCGCUCGCGUUGGGUCUCGGCCCAAGAAAGCCAAAAUUGUAUUCGACCCGUCUGAUCAUCAUGUGCCGCGAAAACGAAAUCGCCGUGGUGAGCCCGAUCCGCGAACAGUAACAACACCGAAAUCGGAACCACAACGAACGACAACGCCGUCCUCCUCUUCGUCAACCGAUGGCCCACAGAGUGCAUCGACUAAGGGAACUGAACGGCCAUCAGCUGUACAAGCAACCACUAAAUAUCGGCACUGUAGAAUUUGUGGUAAAAACGGCCCGGGUCGUUUGCCGCGCAAGUCACACGUUUCACCAUGGACGUGUCCCGGCUGCGUACACGCCAAUCUUAAGGCUGGAUCAGCCAACAAGCAGAUACCGCGGCCACACACUUUGGGCAGACCCGUGGGAACCAAGCGAGUGAAAACUGAAGAGGACACCGUACAGCAGCACGAUUUUGCCGGCUUUAGCGAAACGGAGCUCAGCAAUCCCGGGUCCGAUGUGACGGCCAGAGAGGCUUCCAACGUUAACAUGCGCCUAUUGACGUCAAACGUAAAGGUUGAACCUGACGAGGGCGACGAAACUGGUGGUGAUGAUGUGGGCGACGAUGAUGGAUCUGCUUACAGUCUCAGCCCUUGCAAGCGGGAAGCAGACGAGCUGCCAUCUGCAAACUGUAAGAAAGAAAUAAGGUUGUGGACCUGCAACGACGUAUGCAGCUACUUUGGUCAACACUGUCCAGCGUGGGGCGAUUUAUUUCUCGAACAGGAAAUAGAUGGCGCAUCAUUGCUGCUUCUGCAAAGGAGCGAUGUUUUAUCUAGAUUUGGACUCAAGCUGGGACCAGCAAUGGAACUGUAUCAGCUUAUCGUGGCCUUGCAAAGCGGUGAUACCGAGACGGUUGAUGUGCGGUUGACGUGGAUAUAA
Anopheles cruzii is the source of this 999-nucleotide messenger RNA. RefSeq names its product sterile alpha motif domain-containing protein 1 (gene Lint-O). Bases 1 to 999 code for a protein of 332 amino acids. NCBI's taxonomy places the organism in Eukaryota, Metazoa, Arthropoda, Insecta, Diptera, Culicidae. The transcript has 3 exons. The record is from RefSeq and is a predicted model, not a curated record.